Molecule: messenger RNA, 1083 nt
Organism: Oryza brachyantha (malo sina)
Lineage: Eukaryota; Viridiplantae; Streptophyta; Magnoliopsida; Poales; Poaceae
Product: ethylene-responsive transcription factor RAP2-3-like
Exons: 2
Coding region: 82-801 (239 amino acids)
Biological process (GO): ethylene-activated signaling pathway; regulation of DNA-templated transcription
Molecular function (GO): DNA-binding transcription factor activity; DNA binding
Source: RefSeq, a predicted model, not a curated record
UACUACCUUGCUUUCUUGCUCGGUCGAUCGGCAGCGUGCGUGCGUGCGUGCGUGUCGGAUCGAUCGGAUCACUGACGAGAUAUGUGCGGCGGCGCCAUCCCCGGCGGCAAGAGGAGCGUCUCCACCGCCGACGACCUCUGGCCCAGUGACGAGGACAACUUCACCACGGCGGCGGCGGCUGCGGCGGCGGCCGUAUCACCGGAUCAGCAAGCGGCGGAUGAGGAGCAGCCGCCGGCGAGGAGGCAGCGGCGCGGGGAGCGGAGGACGCUGUACCGGGGCAUCCGGCGCAGGCCGUGGGGGAAGUGGGCGGCCGAGAUCCGCGACCCGGCCAAGGGCGCCCGCGUCUGGCUCGGCACCUUCGCCACCGCCGAGGCCGCCGCGCGGGCCUACGACCGCGCCGCCCGCCGCAUCCGGGGCACCAAGGCCAAGGUCAACUUCCCCAACGAGGACAACGCCUACGCGCUGCUGCCGCCGCCGCACCACCUCGCCUACUACAGCGACGCCUCCUCCUCCACCACCACCUCCUACCUGUACCCGACGAUGACCGUCCCGCUCGCCGCCGCCGCGCCGCAGCAGCAGCAGCAGCUGGUGACGAUGGUGGAGUACGGCGGCGACUCCGUGGACGUGGCUAGCGUCGGGAUGGGAUACUUCCAGCCGCCGCCUUAUGAAUUCUCCGCCGGUGGCGCCGUCGUCGUGCCGGUCUCGGCAGCGGCGCCGGCGCCGAUGGCGUACGGGCAGAGCCCAGAGGUGGCAGCUCCGCUCAUGUGGAACUUCGACGACAUCACGGCCAUGCCAAUGUGAUAGUAUUACGCUGGAGAUUAAGCUAGGCUUAAUUAUAGAUUACAUAAAUCCGCCAUGCCAUUGCUCCUCCUAAUCUCCUAUUGCUCAAGGGCUUAAUUAAGUGUAUCUGGCAUGGCUGGCUUAGCUUACAAUUUAUUUCCUUUUCAUUUCUUCUCUUGCAUUUCUCUCACAUUUUGAGAUGAGCUAGUGUCUGGUCAUACGACUAUUUGUUCAUCUUUUCUUGUAGUGGUGGACAUAUAUUUUCACCGGUUAGGCUUGGAAUUUGUAAACAGAACAAUUAUC